CGUAACGUGAAAACAAAAAUGGCAGCCUUCUUCAGGAGAAUCUUCAGUCGUUCUACUUUUCAGAAUGGCAGGAUAUGGCAAAAGUUUCAGAAUCCAGCUUCACGACCUUCAAGAAUACAAGCACUGGUUUUAGGAGGUGCAGCCUGCUGUAGUUCGUAUAUCAUUUUCAAAAGAUAUUAUGGACAUCUCAGUGACUGGUUGAUGCCAUUUUCACUCCCAAAUGUACAAGCGAAAGAUGAACUCGCAUCGGACGGAGCCGUCUGUCAAGCAGUGACGUAGAACACAUGCUGAAGAACACGCCCACACUGCACCGCGGCAGUGACAAGCUCUUCCGGAAGCUACAUGACAGAGGCAUCAUCUCCUACACCGAGUACCUGUUCCUGCUGUGUGUCCUCACCAUGUCUUGCCAGACCGGGCCUACGAAAUUCACCGGCAAAAGCACGAACGAGCCCCACUCCGGCUUCCUGAUCGCCUUCAACAUGUUCGACACGGACGGGAACCAGAUCGUAGACAAGAGGGAAUUCCUCGUGUUGGAGUCCUUCUUCAUUCUCCCCCCGAAGGAAAGGAAGUUUGUCCCCCGGGACCCCCAAAAAGUGCAGAAAUUGUUAGAUGAUUUGAACACGGAGAUCCCCGACACCACACUGCUGGUUCACUUCUUUGGCCGUAACGGGAAGAAUGUGCUCAAGUACAAGGACUUCCACAGAUACACCAAUCUGGACCGGGGAGAUGUGGAGGACUGCCUCAAUCGAGUGCGUGAGAGGAUGCCCAAUGAGAAGGGCAUCACGUUCACGGAGUUCAAGAAGUUCUGUCAGUUCCUCAACAACCUGGACGACUUUGCCAUUGCCAUGAAGAUGUACACCUUUGCCCAGCAGCCUGUGUCGCAGGAAGAGUUCCAGCGUGCGGUGAUGGUGUGCACGGGGUUCACUCUCAGCAGCCACAUCGUGAGCACGGUGUUCAACAUUUUCGACACGGACGGCGAUGGUCACCUGUCGCAUAAAGAGUUUAUCUCCAUUAUGAAGGACAGACUGCACCGAGGGGCACGGUCUCAUCUGAUGCACAGUCAGAACACCUGGGAAGCCUUCAAGACUUGUGUGAAGAACGAGAUGAGGACGUUUUGAUCCCCUGUGUCUCCACAUGAUCUCUGUGUGUGGGUGUGGAUGGGAGAGAGAGAGAGAUUCAGAGAGGCUGUUUUAGAUUUUGAUAAUGUAAUUGACUGAACAAACACUUUAUACUUUUACAUCUAGCUGUUUCGAGGUAGUGGGUUACAUUUCUUAAUCUGAAGCUCGGUCUCAGUACCGGCACUGUUGUUUCGGAAAUAUGUUUCUUUAAAAUUGUGUUGGGAGUUUAUGGAAACGAAUGUGCGUGUUAUGUAUUUUAAGUUUGAGACACAAGAUUGAUCUUUUUCUUUUGUGAGUUUGGUGCAGUUAAGUUCCAGCCCUGUGUGAGAUUCCAGCGUGGUAGAUAGUGAGCCACGGCCCGGGAGUUCCCCGCUUGCUCUGGGAACUGAAAGGUUGGAGAGAGAAUCGUUCCUGAAAGAGGACAGAAAAACGCUGAACACAGUGGGGCUGGAAUGUUUACCCGUUGUACUGGGAAGUGUUGUAGAGGAAAGUGGGUUCGGCUUUGAGUUUAGGGAGAAAUUGUUUUGAAUAACAAGACUGGAUUGUGAGGGUGAGAGGGAGAGGGAGGGUGAGAGGGAGGGUGAGAGGGAGAGCAAUUGGUUUUUGUUGGUUUUUGUUACUCACCGCCAGUUGUGAUGGAUACUGCCUAGUGAGGAUAGAGCCAGGCAAGCAGGGGAGUUGCCACUGUUUUUUUCUUUGUUGGCUCAGACAGUUUUUUAAAGAAUUUUUUUUAUCAUGGUCAACAGAAAACAAAUAAUAUAUUGAUGGAAGUGACUCUGAAAUACUGUUGUUUUAUUGUUUUGUGAUAGGGACCAGGUAGGGAGGAUAAGUAUUUUUUUGGGCUUCUGAGAAGUAAAGCUUUGUUGGUUUGGGUUUUUUUAAAGAUGGUUGGUCCCUGCAGAGUAAAUUGUGGCGACUACAUCCGCGGUUUGAUGGAAAAGAAAA
Aplysia californica (California sea hare) is the source of this 2063-nucleotide messenger RNA. RefSeq names its product calcium uptake protein 3, mitochondrial. Gene Ontology annotation, molecular function: calcium ion binding. The record is from RefSeq and is a predicted model, not a curated record. Gene Ontology annotation, biological process: calcium import into the mitochondrion; mitochondrial calcium ion homeostasis. NCBI's taxonomy places the organism in Eukaryota, Metazoa, Mollusca, Gastropoda, Aplysiida, Aplysiidae. Gene Ontology annotation, cellular component: uniplex complex.